Messenger RNA from Guillardia theta CCMP2712, 1248 nucleotides. RefSeq lists its product as hypothetical. The record is from RefSeq and is a predicted model, not a curated record. Lineage: Eukaryota; Cryptophyceae; Pyrenomonadales; Geminigeraceae. The transcript has 6 exons. Bases 1 to 1248 code for a protein of 415 amino acids.
AUGACCGACAAGCGUCUUCCUGUCACUCUCCUGUCCGGGUUCCUCGGAUCAGGCAAGACGACAUUGCUCGAGGAGAUCCUUCGGAACAGAAAGGGAAUGAAGUGCGCAGUGCUGGUGAACGACAUGGCGGAAAUCAACAUCGAUGCCAACAUUAUCAAGGACACUGCGCUCAUACAGAGGGAGGAGAAGAUCAUUGAACUGUCCAACGGCUGCAUCUGUUGCGACCUCCGUCAGGACCUGGUGGAAGAGAUCGGCAAACUAGCACGAGAUGGUCGGUUUGACUACUUGAUCAUAGAGAGCACGGGUGUGGCGGAGCCGAUGCAUACGGCAGAGAGUUUCGUGAUGAAUAAUGCGAGCAAGGCUGUGACUGCCCUGUCUUCCCUUUCCCGGCUGGACACGUGCGUGACUGUCGUCGAUGCGGCGAAUUUCUCAUCUGUGUUUGAGUCUGUUGAGCGAGUGCACGAGAGACACCAGGAAGCCCCGGCUGAAGACGAUCGGACAGUUGUAGACCUGAUGAUUGACCAGUUAGAGUUUGCAGAUGUCGUCAUUGUGAACAAGGUAGACCUUGUGUCUGCGAGGGAGGUCGAGCGGAUCAAAGAAGUCAUUUGCAAACUCAACCCAAAGGCAAACAUCAUCUCGACAAGUCACGGCAAAGUUCCUCUCGACCAGGUUGUGAACACUGGGUUGUUCUCUCUAGAGAAGGCAACCCAACACCCAGGAUGGGGCAAAUCGUUCUUGUACACUACACCGUUGACUCAGAUGGCGGAGACGAUCGAGUACGGUAUAACGAGCAUGGUGUACAGAUCGGAGAGACCGUUUCAUCCUAUGCAGGACGAUGUGAAGGAGCGGGAGAGGCAGAGGAAGGAGAUGGUUGCAGAGAUGCAGGAGGCGUGUUUGGGUCAGAUCCUGCGAUCUAAGGGAGUCAUGUGGCUCGCAACCUCCUCAGCCUACUGCAUCACUUGGAGCCAGGCUGGCGCUUUCCUUACGCUCAAGGCUGAAAGACCAUGGCUGUGCGAGACAGCAGAGAGCGACUGGCCGGAGAUGGAGGAGCAGACGAGGAACACGAUGCAGAAGAAGCUCAAGGAGAAUCCGCAUGGUGACAGGCGGACGGAGAUCGUCUUCAUCGGUACCGACCUGAACCGGGACAAGCUCAAGGAAGCGCUCGACGACUGCCUGCUGUCGGACGAGGAGAUGGCGAUGGGGAUAGAGGGAUGGAAGAGCUGGGUAGACCCCUUCGAGCUUUCAUGA